GAAGCUAAAAGCAUAAGCCAGCACCUUCGUUUCAAGCACAAUGUGCUAAAUAUUAUUGAGCGAAGGCUUAUAAUAAAUAUGAUACGGGGCAAGGUCCGUAUCGACAAUAUGCCUUGCCCUGUAUGCAACAAAAAGAUGCGCCAUGUAGAGGUGCACAUGAGGGUGGGGCACAAAGACCUCAAGGAAAAGCAGAGGGCCCAGAUGCUCAAGGGCCUGAGGCAAGAGGCAACGAAAGGCAGGCUUCAGGCCCUGUCAGCCACAAACCCCAUCGUGCCUCUGGCGACACAGUGGGGUGAUGCGGGGCUAAAGAUGGCAGACCAGCCGGCAGACCAAGAGACAAUGGAGGAGGGUGACCUGGCAGUGAAGCACUCAAUUCUCUCGGAAAUCCGGAAAUUGAUGUUCUCUGUCAAGCCCCCCAUCCAAGAAGAUGUACAAUCUCUGCCAAUCCUAGAGGAGCAGCUGGUAGCCGCGCCAUCCCCGCUUCCGUCCGACAUUUUGGCAGAAGCGCUCCACGAGGCCCUGCAUGGCAUGCACAAUGUCCCCAUACCCCCACAGGAGGAGCUGGUAAACGCACCCUCCCUGUUUUUUUCCGCCCUGUCGGACGGAGCACUCCACAGGGACAUGCAUGUCGUGCGCGAAGUCCCCGGAGCCACGGUGGAGGAGCUGGUCGCCCCGGACUGGGAGCUGGUCGCCCCGGACUGGGAGCUGGUCGCCCCGGACUGGGAGCUGGUCGCCCCGGACUGGGAGCUGGCCGCCCCGGACUGGGAGCUGGUCGCCCACGAGGAGGAGCUGGUUGCCCCGCCCUCCCCGCUGCUGUCCGGCUUGUCCGCAACAUCUCAGCCUUGCACACUCUAA
This is a messenger RNA of Misgurnus anguillicaudatus (oriental weatherfish), 855 nucleotides long. Lineage: Eukaryota; Metazoa; Chordata; Actinopteri; Cypriniformes; Cobitidae. The record is from RefSeq and is a predicted model, not a curated record.